Messenger RNA from Bemisia tabaci, 2367 nucleotides. Lineage: Eukaryota; Metazoa; Arthropoda; Insecta; Hemiptera; Aleyrodidae. The record is from RefSeq and is a predicted model, not a curated record.
CCAUUUUCCCUUUGUCUCUUUUGUCUAUCGCUCUGUCAAUCUAUUCCAAUAAUCAGCCCCCUGUGCGUCGCAAGACUUUAUUGAAAAAUGUCUCGGAGAUUAUUACGAUUCGGUCGAACUGAGGCGUUAUCAGCCCAACGAAAAGAUACUCUAAACGACACGCGAAGCGUUAUCAUUGACCUCUCGACUACUCUGACUAGUGGCGAGGCAUGAAUGAUCGAUUAUCGAUAUUUCCCCGUUGGAAUCCGUGGUAAAGAAUCGAUUAUUAAAGUUUUCGUUGCGAACACCCUGUUCAUCGAUCCAUUUCCAUAGGUUUAAAUGACAGAUCAAUCUUUAUCGCAGCGCACGCCACGCCAUUGACUCUGACCUUGUAUCAGCCGCUUCCAUAAUCAAAGCUACGCCAGUCAACGGUUAACGCUUGACUGUAUUGUGAUUAACUCGCAAUUUUCUACAUUUUUACAGCCGUCCCUCCGUUUUUUAACCCUUUGUGCCGUGUUAUUUCCACUCAGUGAUGCCUGACAGUGACCACGCAUCUCAUUCGAGGAGAAGGCUCCCUCGGUGGUUCAUACAGGUCAGUCUCGGAUUCACAGCUAUGAUAAUCGUUUUGCUAGCAUGCUUACCGUUGAUUUCCUCGAAGACAGCCUACGCCCCCGAAGUGCUCAACUACUGCAUCGAUGGCAAAUAUCACAAAAAGCUGCCAGGCCCGGAGCCGGGUUUGUACGGCGAGUGUUCUCCGUGGGCGAACCGAGCUUGCUGCCAUUCGAAAACCACGUACAACGCUCACCACCAGAACUCGUAUCGCUUCAAUUGGGACCACUGCGGGCACGUGAAGAACAUGUCGGAUCUCUGCAGAGUGCAUUUCCUGAUGGACGUGUGUUUCUACGAGUGCUCGCCGAACGUCGGGUUUUGGGUCGUCAAGGAAACCAGAGGACGAAAGUACCAGGAGCGGUUCUUCGGGGUGCCUCUGUGUAGAAGCGACUGCGACUCUUGGUUCGAUGCCUGCAGGAACGACUACACUUGCGGAGCCAAUUGGGGGCAGAUAUUCGACUAUAAGAAUGGGGUUAACUAUUGCAGGGAGGGCUCUCAGUGCCGGACCUUCCAUGAGGUCUAUGGGAAUUCGACCAACUUCUGUCAGAAGGUUUGGGAUCAUUCGUGGAAGGUGACGCCCAACGAUCAGCCGUGCAUGCGGAUGUCUUUCAACAACUCGAUGGACAACCCCAAUGACCGAGUGGCGUGGUAUUAUGUGUACAAAGCCAACGGUUCGACGAAAGGUAAUGGGUCUGCUUCCCUCAUCUGCAGUUUCAUUUUAGCCUUGCUGUUUUUAUAUUUUCAGUCCCAACGUCAACGGUGAGUCUCCAAUCAUUCAUGAGCGUCUACAGUUAUUUUCUAUAGAGCCCGUGAUAUUCAUCUUUUGAUUUCAGAUAACUGAGGACACUAUUGUUUUUGUGCUAUCAACAUAGAGUACAUAGAGUCGCAAUGUAAACGGGAGAGCUGGCGGUAUGCUCUUGUCGACGAGUUCCGAGCCCGGUGUGCGCCGAGCUUCUGUCACUUUUUCUAUCCAAAAUGGUGACGUAGCAAACGCAAUACUUCCUGUCCUCUUAGUUUACAUCGGAUGGCUGGGUCCCCGUGUAUCGAAAACAAUUGAUCAUGUAUCGAAAAAGUAACCCGGCGUGACACAGGAGUCUCAGAUUUCGGGAUCUGGAAAAUGAUUGAAAGCAGCGUCAGCUCUCCCAUUUACAUUACGACUCUAUGUACCUUAUGGCUGUGGAAAACGCCGUAAGAACAUUGAAAUGUUGCUAAAUUUCCUAUGGUAAAAAUAUUAUGUAGGAAGAAAGUUAAGCAUAAUUUCUUUUUAAAUUUUCAGAUAUAUCAGGUUGAAUUGCGAAAAAAAUUAGUGAGAAAAUUGUGUCUGAUAAGGGAUAGUUCUUACUAUAUCAUUUUUGACUUUCCCGCUCCCCUAGUUUUUGUGGGGCAUUUUUGUUCUCAUAAAAAUUUUGGCUUUGAUUUGAGCUGAGAAUACAAUCGAACGCACUUGUACUAAAAUGAAAAGAAAAAAAAUCUUGAUUUAAAGACGUCCAAUUUACAUACGCAUUGAUGAUUAUAAGGAAUUUACGGUGUAUCAGGUGUAAUUUCAUAUUGAAACUCCAUUUUACAUUCCAUUCCAUUUACUCCAAUUUACAUACGCAUUGAUGAUUAUAAGGAAUUUACAGUGUAUCAGGUGUAAUUUCAUAUUGAAACUCCAUUUUACAUUCCAUUCCAUUUACUCCAAUUUACAUACGCAUUGAUGAUUAUAAGGGAUUUACAGUGUAUCAGGUGUAAUUUCAUAUUGAAACUUCAUAAAAACAUUUAUUUUUUUCUCAAAACAAA